Equus quagga is the source of this 4553-nucleotide messenger RNA. RefSeq names its product nuclear receptor interacting protein 2 (gene NRIP2). The transcript is spliced from 6 exons. The record is from RefSeq and is a predicted model, not a curated record. Gene Ontology annotation, molecular function: aspartic-type endopeptidase activity. Gene Ontology annotation, biological process: proteolysis. Bases 2198 to 2893 code for a protein of 231 amino acids. NCBI's taxonomy places the organism in Eukaryota, Metazoa, Chordata, Mammalia, Perissodactyla, Equidae.
GCCAGUGGAUACCUGAUUUCUCUGAAUGUGCAUGAGCCUUGGUGCUGUCUGGAUCAGACUGCGCCGCCCUGGAGCAGGGCUCAGGAGGGGUUCUCAUCCUGUGAGUGUCCAACACUUGAAAGCAAGUGCUUGGCCAAUGCAUUUUGAUGACAGUGAAGAUGAAAGGCUGGAGAGAAAAAUCUGAUGACAGAUGAGCCAGGGCUAUAAAAAGUCUGAUACCAACUGUUGGCAAGGAAGUGGGGCCCGAGGACCCCCAUACACUGCUGACUGGAGUGCACGUGGUACAAAUACUUAGGACUGCAAUUUGGCAUUAUGCCAAAAUAACAAAGAUUUAUAUCUGACAUCCCAGCAAUUCCACUCCUAGGUAUAUACUCUAGAAAAAUGCUUAUACAUGUACCCCAGGGGAUACAUGCAAAAAUGUUCAUAGCAGCACUGUUUGUAAGAACAAAAAAGGAAAACCUAAAUUUCCUAAAUGUGAUGUAUUCAUAUAGUGGAAUACUAUACAACUAUUAAAGUGAAUUAACUACAUCUAAGCCUAUCUCAUGGAUGAAUCUCAUUAAUAAAAUAUUGAACAAAAAAUAGAAAGUUGCAGAAGAAUAUACAGUGUCCAAUUUACAAUGGUUUGACCCAUGAUUUUUCAACUUUACACUGAUGCGAUAGCAAUAUGCAUUCAGUAGAAACCAUACUUUGAAUUUUGAAUUUUGAUCUUUUCCUGGGCUAGCGAUCUGCAGUACAUACUUUCUUGGGAUGCCGGGCAGCAGCAGCAGCCACAGCUCCCAGUCAGCCACGCGAUCAUGAGGAUAAACAACCGAUGCAAUUACAACCAUUCUGUACCCGGACAGCCAUUCUGUUUGUCACUUUCAAUACAGUAGACAAUCAAUUGCAUGAGGUAUUCAACAGUUUAUUAUAAAAUGAGCUUUGUGAUAGAUGACUUUGCCCAACUGUAGGCUAAUUUAAGUGUUCCGAGCAUGUUUAAGGUAGGCUAGGCUAAGCUAUGACGUUCAGUAGGUUAGGUGUAUUAAACGCAUUUUGGACUUGCGAUAUUUUCAACUCACAAUGGUUUUAUUGGGACGUAACCCCCUCGUAGAGAUCAAUCUGUAUACAAUGGGUAGGGCAAAACUAAAUGAUAUAUUGCUUAGGAUACAUACACACAUAUAUGCAUAAAGAGUGUAAAGAGAAAGGAGAAGGAUGGGAAUGACAGACACCAAAUUCAGGAGGGCAUGUCAACCAGGAAGACGGAGAGGUGCCCAGGGAAGUUCAGCUAUAUCUCUAACAGUUUAUUUUUUAAACGAGGUGGCGAGUAAAGGGUACUGGUUAUUCUUCAUACCUUUCUGCAUGUUUGAAUUAUAACUUUUAUUAAAAGAGCAAGGACCCAAGGAGUCUUACAUAAAGGAGAGGGAAAAGCUGGGGCCCUACUUGUGAGAGGAUUCAGAGCUGUUCUUGCCACUGCCUGCAACCCAGAACCCAGAGUAAAGUAGCUAAAGACUGACAUCUGCCACGCUGAAAGGUGGAGCCCUGAGAGGCGAAGCCUCCUGCCGAGGGGAGGAGAGGAGGGCAGCACAUUUUGAAGCUGCCCCUCUCUGCUGUGAACCUAGGUGUUGGCACGAACCCCAGCCCCUGGGCCGCAGAGAAGCCCAGCCGAAGCAGUGGGGCAGCCCAGGAGGAGACUGGGAUGGUACAUGUACAUGAACGCACUCGCCUGCAUCCCACAUGCACACCAAGCAUGCAGGCUGACACCCCCACACCGCCACACACUGCUUUUCAAACAACCUGGCACGGACACUCCGACAGUUCACCACACAGUUACAGCCCCUGUGCUCUUACGCACACACACACAGACACAUACACACCCCUUCCACCGCCCACUCCGACCAGGACCCCAGCGGUGGAGACACUGCAGAGCCUGCCAGCUGCAGGCUCUGCCAACCCUCCCUCUCUUCUAGUGCUGGGUUUUUCCAGCCGGAGCCUCACUCCCUCUACUGCAAUCUCUGGAAACUGGUGUCUGACGCGGCUGCUCUGCACAUUAUUUAUUUAUUUCCUCCUCGCCUCCCGCUGAGACCCUCCUGUCAGGAGAGCUGCAGCCUGGGAAGGGAGACAGGCGGGAAGCUGCGGGGACACAAGAGGCAGAGAGGACGGACAGGAGGACCACUCAGAAGCCCCAUCCCGCUCACCAAGCUCAUCAAGCCCCGCAGGGGCCAUGAGCACCAGGCAGGAGGCCAGGAGAGAGGAGGGAGACGCCAGCAGGAGGGGACAGGAGGGAGAGCUUCGGGACCGAGCCCACCUGAGCCAGCAGCGCCGGCUCAGACAGGCUACCCAGUUCCUGCACAAAGACUCCGCUGACCUGCUGCCCCUGGACAGCCUCAAGAGGCUCGGCACCUCCAAGGACUUGCAGCCGCACAGCGUGAUCCAAAGACGUCUGGUGGAGGGAAACCAGAGUCGGCUUCAGGGGGAGUCUCCCCGGGUGCAGGCCCUGAUUCAUGGCCAGGAGAGCAGGAAGAAGACCAGCAAGGCAGAGAUUCCAGCUCUUCUGGUCAACUGCAAGUGCCGGGACCAGGUGCUGAGGGUGGCCGUGGACACAGGCACCCACUCCAAUCAGAUCUCUGCUGGAUGCCUCAGCCGCCUGGGGUUAGGGAAGAGGGUCCUAAAAGCCCCAGGGGAGGACCUGGCACCUGGGCCCCCAACCCAGGUGGAGCAGCUGGAGCUACAGCUGGGCCAGGAGACGGUGGUGUGCGAGGCCCAGGUGGUGGACGUUGAGAGUCCUGAAUUCUCUCUUGGACUGCAAACGCUGCUUUCUCUCAAGUGCUGUAUCGACCUGGAGCACGGAGUGCUGCGACUGAAGGCCCCCCUCCCAGAGCUGCCCUUCCUGCCCUGGUACCAAGAGCCCGGCCAGUGACGGGGUCCCAGUCAGUCCUCGGGGGAAAGAGCCGUGUGGGGUUCAGGGGCAUUACUAGAGCCAUAGCUGGGGACUACUGUCUAUUCCUUUUAUCACCAUUCUGACCCCGCCGUCCCGGUUCCCUCAGUCAGCCACAUCCGUCUCUGCUUCUCAGCAACUGCCCCAUCCCCUGGAGGAGUUUUCACAAGAGAAGGCUCACAAUCUCGGGGUUCUGGUUUCCCUAUUCUCUCUCAUCCACCCCCAAGUUGAGCAAAGCCAAGUCAGGACUGCAGAAAAGGACCUCAGCAAAAUGGGGUUCCAGGCUGGGCCCUCAGCACAGUAAGAAGAGGCCUGAGUCAAAGGCUGCAGAUACUGCUGUCCUGCACCCGUCCCUCGACUCCACCCCAGACACCCCUUGACUGCCCUCACCCCCACGUCUCUCCCUCUACCUCUAGGGCUUGUCAUCUCCCUCAACUAGACUGCCAACUUCCCCAACCUGGGUCCCUGGCCCAGCUAGCGCCUGCCUUUCUGAUUCUACACGUCUGCUCACAGUUGAGUGGGGGGGAGAAAUAGUAAACAGAGCAUUUUAAUACAACAAGGAAGGUGAGUUAGCAGAGGAAUGUGUGGCUCACAAGGCUGGGAGCUCUUUCAGUUACCCUUUCUGGAGCUGCAAACGCCUGAAGCCAGUUAUUAUUAUUAUACCCUGUGCAAAGCCUUGGCUAUACCUCUGAUAUUUACUCCAGAUCUUUAUCCUUCUCCACUUGCUUUUUCACCUACUGGGCCCUGAACUUUGGGGGCUGUGUGGAAAGCCUUGGAGAGAACUGCCCCCAAGGUGGACAGGAUGGUGGGGUUGUCAGUACUCAGACUUAACCUGACCAGGAUUCCUUGUUUCUAGAACUAUCCAACUCAUUAGACCUCUUCCCACCCCUCAUCUCUGGCCUCCUGAGCUUGAGCUUGUCUGGUUUUGGAAUCAGUGGUUUCCUAACCCCCGCCAGGCUCUGAGCCAAAGCAAAGAGACAAGGAGGUUCUGCUGACGUCACUGUGAAGACAGGAACCCAAACCUUAAGGAGCCAGAGCCCUGAGUGUCUUUCUGGCUGGCCUGAGUCUCUCAAAUCACGGAUUAGGGGGAGAGGAAGAUAGUGGGAUAAUAACCGGAACUAGGGAACGAGGAUCCUUGGGCUGGAAACAAAAUCCUGAGCCUGCGGUAGAUUAGAGAACCAGGAUGCAAGGAGCUGCCGUGUGACAGCUGGCCUUCCCUUCUCCGCUGAGUCCUCUGCCCUCAAGGGGAGGAGAGGGCUCUCUAUGUCACAUGUAAUCGUACGCUGAUCCCCACAGCCUCGCUCCGUGACCUCUGCUUUCCUGGGUCUCCCCGUUCCUUUCCCUUCUGCCUCCUGCUGCUUCUGUAAUUGCAGACCCCAGGCCCACUGGCAGGCCCUCAGCUCAGCUGCUUCUCCAUUUGAAUAAACACCUGUUUCUCUACGCUGAUGUCCUCCUCUGGUCUUCCUCCACGCCCAUCAGAGGCUGAACGAUAACUCUGCCCUCAUUCCCCGACAGAAAGGAAAUGUGAAUGUGGACCUUUCCCAGGCUGACCCAUCUGGCUGGGAUCAGUAUAACUGAGAGGAUUGGCUUUCAAACUCCUUUGAACACACUUCAUAGCAAGAAAUAUAUUUUACACUGCACU